Messenger RNA from Sordaria macrospora k-hell, 1827 nucleotides. RefSeq lists its product as uncharacterized. NCBI's taxonomy places the organism in Eukaryota, Fungi, Ascomycota, Sordariomycetes, Sordariales, Sordariaceae. Gene Ontology annotation, molecular function: acetylglucosaminyltransferase activity. The record is from RefSeq and is a predicted model, not a curated record.
AUGAAGGUACUACUACUGCAACGUCCAACGAGGGGCUUCUCCAUCUUCGUCACCAUCAUCUUCGUCGUCGUUUUGUGGAGCAUCGCCCGACUACGUCGCCAUGGCUCCCUACUACCGUCCACCUUCGACAACUGGGGAGGAAGAGGGGAGUGGAAAGGGCAAGGAGAGGGAGGAGGAGGAGGAGGGGGCAACCUGCCGUCAGGAGGAGGGACACCAGCAGACCAAACAACUCUGCAAGCCUCACAACUACCUUACAGGCCCCAGCUCGAUCCCGGCCAGUGCCCCAAGGACAUCGAGUACCUGCGUCGUCCCGAGCUUGGCCUAACCGACAAUAUCCUCUACUCGCGCCGCUGCAUCAAGCCGGUCUACAAGGCCAACUUCGACCGCAACGCCAUCACUAACAUCCCCGGGCCUCUCGUCACCAAUACCACCGCCCUCGACCUCACCUCAUGCUCCCACGACGAUGAUCCCAUCCCCUGCGAACCGCUUUCCCUCGAGGUGCCCAUGCCUUACCCUAAGGACGCCCAAUACCAGAACUUGAUCUUCGGCGUGGCCUCCAAAUACGAGCGCAUGCACGAAGCCAUCCCCGCCUUCGCACACUGGCUAGCUGGCACGGGCGCCCGUCUAGUCGGCACCAUCGCCGACGCCGUGCCCCCCGAGCACCAAGACGACGACAGCACCAAGCACUCAUUCAACCUGACCUUACUCGAAGAAGAAUACCGCGCGGCAGGCAUCGUCGCCACCUUCCUGCCUCCCAAGAUCUUCAAGCGCCUGAACCUCAAAGACGGCAAGCCUGACCCUCGUCCCGUGCCCAUCGAGCACCACCACUUUCUUCUGAUCAAGGAACUCCUUUCCGUCAUCGACUCUGAUGAGAAAACAUCCUCGCACUGGCUCGCCAUCCUAGACGACGACACCUUCUUCCCCUCUCUCCACCCCCUCUCCACCACCCUCUCCCAACACGACCACACCCGCCCCUUGUGGCUCGGCGCUUUGUCAGACGACUUCAUGGCUGUGCAAGCGUGGGGAUUCAUGGCCUUUGGCGGCGCCGGCUCCUUUUUGUCUUUGCCGCUGGCGAGGCAACUCGCUCCCCAUCUGGAGGAAUGCAUCACCACGGCGUCUAUCCAGACCGGCGACGGGAUCUUACGGGAUUGCGUUUAUUCGCAUACCAGAACACGGCUGACACUGGUGGAGGGCCUGAAUCAACAUGAUAUCAAGGGCGAUGCCUCGGGGAUUUUUGAGAGCGGAGUUUGGCCCGUGUUGAGCCUGCAUCAUUGGAAGAGCUGGUAUGAGGCUCCCGUGGAGAAGAUGGCGAGGGUGGCGAGGGAUGUUUGCGGGGAUUGUUUUUUGAUGCGGGUUCGGUUUGGCACCGAAGAAAAGGACAAAAAGAAGAAGAAGCAGGAGGAAAGUCUGUUGAGUCUGGGGUAUUCAACCACUUCCUACCCCGGCUUAGAAAACGGCUUAGAUGAUGUCGACUUGUCACGAGUGGAGGGGACGUGGAAUGAGGCGGAACGCAAGGAGAAGUAUGCGUUUAGUUAUGGACCGGUUAGGAGGAGGCUGCAAGAGGGGAAGGAGAAGAAGAGUUGGCGGUUGGUCGAUGUUGAUGUUGAUGAGGAGCAUUCAUCGUCAUCAUCGUCGUUGUGGUCGUCACCACCAGAGUCGCAGUCAACGGUGACAAGGCAGCAGAGCGAAGGGAAAAAGGAGACCAGCGGAUGGACAGCAUCAAAGAAGGGUAAAAAGAGGUUCAGACAGAUCUACGUGCACAAAGCUGCUGGGCCGGCGGUGGGCGAGAGUAUGGAUGAGGUUAUUGAGUUGGUUUGGGAGAUUUGA